AUGCGUUACGUUGCCGCUUACUUGUUGGCCGGUCUCGGUGGAAAUGCUCAACCAAAGGAAGCAGAUAUUGAGAAGAUCUUGGGAUCAGUUGGCGUUAGCGUUGAGGCGGAGAAACUGAGCCUCGUGAUGAAGGCGCUCGCUGGGAAGAACAUAGAAGAAGUCAUCGCGGCUGGCAAGGAGAAACUAGCGUCCGUACCGUCCGGAGGAGCGGCUCCGGCCGCUGCUGCUGCCGGUGGUGGUGCCGCUCCAGCUGCAGCUGGUGCCGCACCUGCAGCAAAGGAGGAGGAGAAGAAGAAAGAAGAGUCGGGAGGGGAGUCAGAUGAAGACAUGGGAUUCGGACUUUUUGACUGA
Messenger RNA from Notodromas monacha, 351 nucleotides. The record is from the annotation of a GenBank genome assembly. NCBI's taxonomy places the organism in Eukaryota, Metazoa, Arthropoda, Ostracoda, Podocopida, Cyprididae.